CACCAAACAACCCAACAAACCCACCAAGCCAGGAAACAUGGCCAGAACGCAGGACCCUACGCCACUUGAAGCUGGCAGCAUUUCUGAACAGGACACCGGCACUGACGCUCGCGAGGACAACCUCGUCCACGAGGUCCCGUUUGGCUUCCGCGGGAAUCUCAAGUUCAUCAGCAAGGACAAGGAAUACGAGCCGAGCUUCUUCACCUAUGAGGGCCUGCGGCGCUGUGGCAAGGACGGAUGCCGCCAGCUCUGGGGGAUAUACCAACACCGCUGUGACGAGCCGGUCGGCAUCUGCUUCGCAAGGUGCGACGAGUGCUGGAUGCCCGUCCCCGGCGGCGCUGCUGGCCGCGCGCAGCUUCAGAGGCACGGGGCGGCCUGCAGGGGCCAGGUCGUCAGGGCGGCGUGGAAGCCGGCGUGGGACGGUACCCUACACUGCCCACUCUGCGGGUUUCCCGGUCUCACUGUCGACAAGAUGAAGCAGCACCUCUCAGUUUGUGACGGGAACCGGCGCAGUGUCCUUGGUGGGGGAUCUGUGCCCACCGGGCAUGACCCCCGCUCCUUGAGGAUAUGUGACGAGUGCGAAUUUACCUUUCACCCGUCCGUCUUUGCUACACAUGUGUGUGGUAGUACCUAUGACCCCGUCUGGCUUGGGGAUACCGAUGUACCAGAUAUGGCGAAGCCAUACAUAGUUUGGUGCCGAGAUGGCCCUGGUUCUUACGGCGCUUGUGGCUAUGGAGGUGGAUAUAUUGGUGACGACCCCGGUGGUAGGAUCCCACAGGAGGUCUGCGAUGCCAGCUGGUCGGUGCCCUUUUCGACAAAUCUGAGGUAUGCGCUAGGGCCGUCAAACACCCUCUUCGACCUUGUACGAGACCUGAGGCGGCUGCUCGCACCGGCGGCGGCCCAUUUGGACGACGAUGCGGAUGAUGCCGACGACAACAUCGAGGCUGGCUCGGGACAGGAGGAUGUAGACCAAUUGGUCGCAGAAACAGGCACAAUGGACCUUGGGGGGAAGAUCGACCGCAUCCGCGAGGAAUGCGCGGCGCAACGGGGAAGGCGGAAUGCGCGCACCCUCGUGGACCACAACAUACGCCCCAGGAAGAUUCAGGCGGGACCCUGCCAGGGCGUGGGGUGGAGACACGGGUUUAUCCCGUGCCGGUCUGGUGCUGCCAUCAGCCUCGACACGGCUGCGCUGGAGGCAAGGGAGUCGAGUGGCAAGGUAUCGUGGGCCCUCAUCUGCCCUGAGUGCCGGAGGCUGCAGUCGUCAAUCCACGCGUGGGUCAUGCGGGGCAAGUACAAUGCAGACGGGACCCGCCUCUGUCCUGCUGACUCGUGCCGCGAGCCCGUCUUCAACGGCGUCGAGUGCCAGGCCCACGCGGCCCUCAGGUCGGCGAGCAGGGUCGGGGCGAAGAAGGCACGCCUCAGCACGCAUGACGCACGUGCCAGCACCCGACGCAGGCGAAUCUGGGACAUUGUCUCCCCGGACGAUAUGAAAUCCUUCUUCGCCGCGUUGCAGCAGAUGCCAACACCCCCUUGGUCCAACGACGAGAGGUGGUCCAGGAUCGCAGACGCCGUGGCGGACAAGCACCUUAUGCCCAACAUCUUCCUCAUCGAUACCGAAACAGUCGUUGUGAACCAUACCCCCAAGCCCCUCGAGCUGUCUAUUCUGAGGGCCUGUGGCGAGCACCUAUAUACCACGACAGUCGACUACGGCGUGGAUGUCGCCGACUUAUGCCGGGGUAUAGGGCAGCAGCUCCUCGGCUACGCCAUCGGGAUCUACAGCAGGGAGGGCGCCAACUCGGCCCACGCUCGUAUUCCCACCCACGGUCAGACGCCGGCAGCAGUCGCCUCGAGGCUGCGCGAGAUCGGCCUCGGCCGCGGCUCCGUCCUCAUCGAAUGGUCUGAGAGCGGGUGGGACUGGCGGGCCCUCAGGGCGCUCUGCGGAGAGGCCAGCGUGCCUGAAGAGUACCUCCGCGGGGAGGACCUCCUGAGGCUCUGCGGCUACCGAGGCCCGAUGGACCUCGAGACCCUAUACUACCUGUGCUUUCCGGACUGCCCGCUGCAUAGACGCCACCAUCGAGCGCGCUGGGAUGUUAGGAAGCUGCACCGCGUCCUAUGCUACAUACUUGCACCAUCACUUGCGCUUGGUCGGGUGCCCGAGGAGACAUCGCUUGCCCGGGUUGAGGACGCCAGCUCCCCAAGAGGCGCGGGAGGUGGGAAUGGGAGUGUGUGAGUCGGGCACAGACAUCCAUGUCGCGACAGCGGCAUUGCCAUGGAGUGGCCUCCACAAGCUGUGUCAGCAAACAAGUCAACCUCUGCAGCUCGUCCAGGUGAGCGAUCAUCAGCACGAAACAGCUGGUGAAAGGACAAUUGGCCCUAAAGGAAGUCGGAAAACAACAAGCUAUCGAUUUCCCCAGGCAGGUUGGGUUCAGUUCUAGCUAGGUCGGG
This is a messenger RNA of Diaporthe batatas, 2445 nucleotides long. RefSeq lists its product as uncharacterized. Bases 38 to 2230 code for a protein of 730 amino acids. Lineage: Eukaryota; Fungi; Ascomycota; Sordariomycetes; Diaporthales; Diaporthaceae. The transcript is spliced from 4 exons. The record is from RefSeq and is a predicted model, not a curated record.